AUGGCAAUAAGUUCCCUUAAGGAAGGCAAAAGCGUUUUUAUAGACAGAUGCAAUCUUAACAGAGAGCAGCGGUCUGAGUUUGUUAAGCUUGGUGGUCCUGGCAUUGAAGUCCAUGCAGUGGUUCUGAAGCUUCCUGCUCAGGUUUGUAUUUCUAGAUCAGUUAAAAGAACAGGUCAUGAAGGAAAUCUACAAGGCGGUAGAGCUGCAGCUGUUGGUAAGCUUCGUUCUGAAGGUGGUCUACACUGCAAUGUUAUAGCUAAUGCUACUAAUUGGCGGCUUAAACAUGGAGGUGGGGGUGUGAAUGCAGCAAUAUUCAAAGCUGCUGGUCCCGAUCUCGAGACUGCGACAAGAGUACGAGCAAACACUCUUCUUCCUGGAAUAGCUGUGGUAGUUCCUCUUCCUUCUACUUGCCCUUUACACAAUGCAGAAGGUAUUACACAUGUUAUACAUGUGCUAGGACCAAACAUGAACCCAAACCGACCAGACAACCUUAACAACGACUACACCAAGGGGUGCAUUUAG
Messenger RNA from Camelina sativa (false flax), 522 nucleotides. The record is from RefSeq and is a predicted model, not a curated record. Lineage: Eukaryota; Viridiplantae; Streptophyta; Magnoliopsida; Brassicales; Brassicaceae.